Messenger RNA from Gopherus evgoodei (Goodes thornscrub tortoise), 7032 nucleotides. RefSeq names its product cytoskeleton associated protein 5 (gene CKAP5). Gene Ontology annotation, cellular component: centrosome; microtubule plus-end; kinetochore. The transcript is spliced from 45 exons. Gene Ontology annotation, biological process: centrosome duplication; microtubule polymerization; establishment or maintenance of microtubule cytoskeleton polarity. Gene Ontology annotation, molecular function: microtubule plus-end binding; microtubule plus end polymerase activity. Bases 435 to 6551 code for a protein of 2038 amino acids. The record is from RefSeq and is a predicted model, not a curated record. NCBI's taxonomy places the organism in Eukaryota, Metazoa, Chordata, Testudines, Testudinidae.
UUGGAGGAGGUGCCGCCUGCUUCCCGGCCGGGGAUGAAGCGCUCCGCCCGCUGUUGCAGCUGAGCCGGGUCCCGGCCGCGCGGGCUUUCUUCUUGUGAAUAACUUGAGACCUUGUGUCUGCUGCUCCUUGUAGACUUCCUCAAGAACAUGAAAUAAACAAGUGACAGUUUCACUGCUGCUCCCAGGAUUCUGAGUAGGCGCCAUAAAUCUAUCCAAUGUCUUAACUUCACACUCCUGCUGCUUGGCAAAGCUGAGUAGCAGAUGCUGGAGCUGUCUGCAGAUUGGGGAAGACAAUGCUACGUCUGUUUACAUUUGGUUCCUUUCUGGAUGGUUACCGUCACAAUUAUAAGGACUAGAAACAAUCCCUCACACACUUGGGAAGCUUCCCACUUGUUACUGGAAUUACUGUAACUAUAGAGAGAACCUGAGGCACAAUGGGAGACGAUAGUGAGUGGAUUAAACUGUCCAUUGACCAGAAAUGUGAACACAAGUUGUGGAAAGCCAGAAUGAAUGGCUAUGAAGAAGCUCUGAAGCUUUUUCAGAAAAUAGAAGACGAGAAAAGCCCUGAGUGGUCCAAGUAUCUGGGACUAAUAAAAAAAUUUGUGACAGACUCCAAUGCGGUGGCUCAGUUGAAAGGAUUAGAAGCAGCACUUGCCUAUGUUGAAAAUGCUCAUGUAGCAGGAAAGACAACAGGAGAAGUGAUUUCUGGAGUUGUAAAUAAAGUGUUCAAUCAACCUAAAGCCAGAGCAAAGGAGUUGGGUAUAGACAUCUGUUUAAUGUAUAUAGAAAUUGAGAAAGGGGAGCCUGUACAAGAAGAGCUGUUAAAAGGCCUGGACAACAAGAACCCUAAGAUCAUAGUAGCAUGUAUAGAGACAUUGAGGAAAGCACUGAGUGAAUUUGGUUCAAAAAUAAUCUCACUAAAGCCAAUUAUCAAAGUGUUGCCAAAACUCUUCGAGUCUCGAGAGAAGGCUGUUCGAGAUGAAGCCAAACUCCUCGCUGUAGAGAUCUACCGCUGGAUAAGGGAUGCUCUGAGACCACCGUUACAGAACAUAAACUCGGUUCAGCUAAAAGAGCUGGAAGAAGAAUGGGUCAAGCUACCGCCAGCAGCUCCCAAACAGAGCAGAUUCCUGCGUUCCCAGCAAGAGCUGAAAGCCAAGUUUGAGCAGCAGCAGGCAGCUGGAGGUGAUGCAGAUGGAGGAGGAGAUGAUGGGGAUGAGGUUGUCCCACAGGUGGAUGCUUAUGAGCUGCUGGAAGCUGUGGAGAUUCUUUCCAAACUUCCCAAAGACUUCUAUGACAAAAUAGAAGCCAAAAAGUGGCAGGAGAGGAAAGAAGCUCUGGAAGCUGUUGAAAUGCUGGUGAAGAAUCCCAAACUAGAAGCAGGGGACUAUGCAGACAUGGUGAAAGUUCUUAAGAAGGUUGUUGGAAAGGACACAAAUGUCAUGUUGGUUGCUUUGGCUGCCAAAUGCCUUGCUGGAUUGGCUACCGGCCUCAGGAAGAAAUUUGGACAAUAUGCAGGACAAGUUGUGCCGACUAUCCUGGAGAAGUUCAAAGAGAAGAAGCCACAGGUCGUGCAGGCCCUGCAGGAAGCCAUAGAUGCAAUCUUCCUUACGACUACAUUGCAGAACAUAAGUGAGGAUAUUUUGGCUGUGAUGGAUAACAAAAACCCAACAAUCAAGCAGCAGACAUCCCUAUUCAUUGCAAGAAGUUUUCGUCACUGUACACCUUCUACCCUGCCAAAGAGCCUGCUAAAACCCUUCUGUGCUGCUCUUCUUAAGCAUAUCAAUGACUCUGCUCCUGAAGUUAGAGAUGCUGCAUUUGAAGCACUAGGCACAGCUCUGAAGGUGGCUGGAGAGAAAGCUGUGAACCCUUUCCUAGCAGAUGUGGACAAACUCAAACUAGAUCGGAUUAAAGAGUGUGCUGAAAAGGUGGAGCUGGCUUAUGGUAAGAACACAGGUGGAGCAGCUGAUAAAAAGGAAUGCAGACCUGCUGCUGGAAAGACCCCAGUUCUUUCAGGGGCUGCUGGGGACAAGGAUACAAAAGACACUUCAGCCAAAUCAGGACCUUUGAAAAAGGCUCCCGCUGCCAAGUCCUCUGGCCCUCCCAAGAAAGGCAAGCCAGCUGCAGCUGCUGGUGCAGGAGGUGCUGCAACCAAAGGCAAGAAAGGAUCUGAGAUCAAAGAGAUAUUUGAACCUGAACUCUCGAUAGAAGUGUGUGAAGAGAGAGCUUCAGCUGUCCUCCCAGCCUCUUGCAUACAGCAGUUAGAUAGUGGUAACUGGAAGGAGAGACUUGCUUGCAUGGAGGAGUUUCAGAAGGCCGUAGAACUGAUAGAGAGAAGUGAAAUGCCCUGCCAAGCUCUGGUGAGGAUGCUGGCCAAGAAACCUGGGUGGAAGGAAACCAACUUUCAGGUAAUGCAAAUGAAGCUUCAUAUAGUUGCCCUGAUUGCUCAGAAGGGGAACUUUUCCAAAACAUCAGCCCAGAUUGUGCUGGAUGGUCUCGUGGACAAGAUUGGUGAUGUGAAAUGUGGGAGUAACGCAAAAGAAGCAAUGACAGCAAUAGCGGAAGCAUGUCUGUUGCCAUGGACUGCUGAACAGGUUAUGUCCAUGGCUUUCUCUCAAAAAAAUCCUAAAAACCAGUCGGAAACCCUGAACUGGCUCUCGAAUGCAAUCAAAGAGUUUGGCUUUUCUGGGUUGAAUGUUAAGGCUUUCAUCAGCAACGUAAAGACAGCUCUUGCAGCCACUAACCCAGCUGUAAGGACUGCUGCUAUUACCUUGUUGGGUGUCAUGUAUCUCUAUGUGGGACCCCCUUUGCGAAUGUUCUUUGAGGAUGAGAAGCCAGCUCUUCUCUCCCAGAUAGAUGCAGAAUUUGAAAAGAUGCAAGGGCAGACUGCACCUGCCCCAACUCGAGGCACUUCCAGACACAGUGGUGGCAGCGGGGAUGAUGGUGAGGAAAGAGAGGAGCAAGAGGAUAUAGGGAAUGAUGUUGUGGAUCUUCUUCCAAGAACAGAGAUCAGUGAUAAGAUCACAGCUGAAUUGGUGUCUAAGAUUGGGGACAAAAACUGGAAGAUCCGAAAGGAAGGUCUGGAUGAAGUGACAAGCAUCAUUAAUGAUGCCAAAUUUAUACAGCCAAAUAUAGGAGAACUUUCAGCUGCCUUGAAGUGUCGUCUCAAUGACUCCAAUAAAAUCUUGGUUCAACAAACACUGAGCAUCCUCCAGCAGUUAGCCAUGGCAAUGGGCCCAAACAUUAGGCAACAUGUGAAAAACCUGGGCAUUCCCAUCAUCACUGUUCUUGGAGACAGUAAGAACAAUGUACGUGCUGCUGCCCUGGCUACUGUGAAUGCUUGGUCAGAACAAACUGGCAUGAAAGAAUGGUUGGAAGGAGAAGACCUGUCUGAGGAGCUCAAAAAAGAAAACCCUUUCUUAAGACAAGAGCUUCUGGGCUGGUUGGCUGACAAGCUGCCUACCCUCCGUUCUGUUCCUUCUGACUUGCUUUUGUGUGUGCCUCACCUGUACUCCUGCCUGGAGGAUCGAAAUGGAGACGUGCGUAAAAAAGCACAGGAUGCCUUGCCAUUCUUUAUGAUGCAUCUCGGUUUUGAGAAGAUGGCCAAAGCUACUGGCAAGCUGAAGCCAACUUCCAAAGAUCAGGUACUGGCCAUGCUCGAAAAAGCCAAAGCCAUCAUGCCAGCCAAACCUGCUGCUCCUGCUAAGGCAUCUUCCAGAGUGGUAGGAGGAGCAGCUCCAGCCAAAUUCCAGUCUGCAUCAGCACCUGCUGAAGAUUCAGGGUCCAGCACCAUGGAGCCCAAGCCUGACCCCAAAAAGGCCAAAGCAGGAGGAGCUGCCUCUAAAGCUAAGGGUGCACAAGGGAAGAAGGUACCAAGUAAGCCCAAUCUGAAGGAAGAUGAUGACAAAUCAGGUCCUAUUUUUAUCAUUGUCCCAAAUGGGAAAGAGCAAAGAAUGAAAGAUGAGAAAGGAUUGAAGGUGCUGAAAUGGAACUUCACUACUCCCCGUGAUGAAUAUAUCGAACAGCUAAAAACUCAGAUGUCCAGCUGUGUUGCCAGAUGGGUACAAGAUGAGAUGUUUCAUACAGACUUUCAGCACCACAACAAGGCAUUGGCUGCAAUGGUAGAGCACUUGGAGAGUGAAAAAGAUGGAGUCAUCAGCUGCCUGGAUCUGAUCUUGAAAUGGCUCACCCUACGGUUCUUUGAUACCAACACAAGUGUGCUGAUGAAGGCCCUUGAAUACCUUAAAUUGCUUUUCACCUUGCUGAGCCAGGAGGAGUAUCAUCUUACGGAGAACGAGGCAUCCUCUUUCAUCCCAUAUCUUAUCCUGAAGGUUGGGGAACCCAAAGAUGUUGUCCGCAAGGAUGUGCGUGCCAUUCUGAAUAGGAUGUGCUUAAUCUAUCCAGCCAGCAAGAUGUUCACUUUCAUCAUGGAGGGGACAAAGUCAAAAAACUCCAAACAGCGGGCAGAAUGCCUGGAAGAGCUGGGGUGUCUCGUUGAGUCAUACGGCAUGAAUGUGUGCCAGCCAACUCCUGGCAAAGCAUUAAAGGAGAUGGCCAUUCACAUUGGCGACAGAGACAACACUGUCCGCAAUGCUGCACUCAACACCAUCGUGACUGUCUACAAUGUGCAUGGGGACCAGGUGUUCAAGUUGAUUGGAAAUCUUUCUGAGAAAGACAUGAGCAUGCUGGAGGAGAGAAUAAAGCGGGCUGCUAAGAGGCCCGCUGCUGCGCCGGCAAGGCAGUCAGAAGAGAAACCUCAGCGUGCUCCGAGCACGAACGCUAAUGCUAGCGUGCUGAGGAAAGGACCGGCUGAGGACAUGUCUUCCAAACUCAACCAAGCCCGCAACGUGAGUGGCCAUUCUGAGAUAACUCAUACAGUUCCACGGGAAUUCCAGCUGGAUCUAGAUGAAAUUGAGAAUGACAAUGGCACAGUUCGAUGUGAGAUGCCAGCACUUGUACAGCACAAAUUAGAUGACAUCUUUGAGCCAGUCCUCAUCCCAGAACCCAAGAUCCGUGCUGUGUCCCCACACUUCGAUGACAUGCACAGUAAUACAGCUUCCACCAUCAACUUUGUCAUCUCCCAGGUAGCCAGUGGUGACAUAAAUACUAGUAUCCAGGCUCUGGCACAGAUUGAUGAGGUCCUCAGACAGGAGGACAAAGCAGAAGCCAUGUCUGGACACAUUGACCAGUUCCUAAUAGCUACAUUCAUGCAGCUCCGACUGAUCUACAACACACACAUGGCAGAUGAGAAACUGGACAAGGAUGAGAUAGUCAAGCUCUACAGCUGCAUCAUCGGGAACAUGAUCUCGCUUUUCCAGAUGGAGAGCCUGGCUCGGGAGGCCUCAACAGGAGUGUUGAAAGACUUAAUGCAUGGCCUCAUUACAUUAAUGCUGGAUUCACGGGUUGAGGACCUUGAGGAAGGGCAGCAGGUCAUCCGAUCAGUCAACCUUUUGGUGGUGAAGGUUCUGGAGAAGUCUGACCAGACCAACAUAUUGAGUGCCCUUCUUGUUCUGCUCCAAGACAGUCUACUAGCAACAGCCAGCUCUCCCAAGUUCUCAGAGCUCGUCAUGAAGUGUCUGUGGAGAAUGGUGCGGCUUCUUCCUGAAACCAUCAAUAGCAUCAACCUGGAUCGAAUCCUGCUGGACAUCCACAUUUUCAUGAAGGUGUUUCCCAAGGAGAAGCUGAAGCAGUGUAAAAGUGAAUUCCCCAUAAGGACACUUAAAACCCUGCUUCACACUCUGUGCAAGCUGAAAGGGCCCAAGAUCUUGGACCAUUUAACAAUGAUAGAAAACAAGAAUGAAUCUGAGCUGGAGGCUCACUUGUGUCGAGUAAUGAAGCACUCCAUGGACCAAACUGGAAGCAAGACUGAUAAAGAGAUGGAAAAGGGGGCUUCUCGCAUAGAUGAAAAGUCUUCAAAGGCCAAAGUAAAUGAUUUUUUAGCAGAGAUAUUUAAGAAGAUUGGCUCCAAGGAAAACACUAAAGAGGGUCUGGCAGAGCUGUAUGAAUACAAAAAGAAGUAUUCUGAUGCAGACAUUGAACCCUUCCUGAAAAACUCAUCUCAGUUUUUCCAGAGCUACGUAGAACGAGGCCUCCGGCACAUUGAGAUGGAAAAGGAGGGCAAAGGACGCAUUCCUUCAUCUACAGGAAUUUCUCCUCAGAUGGAGUUAACGUGUGUCCCCACUUCCACCAACACAGUGUCCUCAUCCAUAGGAAACACAAAUGGGGAAGAGGUGGGGCCUUCAGUCUACCUGGAAAGGCUAAAAAUCCUCAGGCAGCGUUGUGGCCUUGACAAUGCAAAGCAGGAAGACAGACCACCAUUGACAUCACUGCUCUCCAAACCAGCAGCCCCUACAGUUGCAUCCUCCACGGAUAUGCUGCACAGUAAGCUCUCUCAGCUCCGUGAGUCACGAGAGCACUACCAGCAUUUGGACCUAGACUCCAAUCAGACACACUCCUCUGGCAUUGGAACCACCACCUCUUCCUCCUCCUCCACAGCAGCCAAUAUUGAUGACUUGAAAAAAAGACUGGAGAGAAUAAAAAGCAGUCGCAAAUGAAGCUGUUUGAGAGAGAGAGCAUGGCUGCUGCUUAGCUGUCUUCAGCUUUAGUUUACUAAACUAGAAGUCUUCAUAGUUAAAGGGGCCUCAUUUAGGUCUAGUGUAUACAAACUGGUUUAUGUAUAAUACAGUGGAUUUUGGGGGAUGAUCUGAGUCAUUGUGGCACAAGUAUUUGUACAUACUCUGCUUCUCAGUGAGCAUCUCUUGACAAUAGAAGAUUGUCUGUGUAUUAGGUGUAGUGUACAGACCUGUAAACAGCUGUCCUCCUGCUCAGACUAGCUUCUCAUACCUUGUUUUUUAUUUGUAAAAUUGUCUUAAGAUCUUUUCCUAGCUCUUAACUCCUAGAAGCUCAUUAGUGGUUUCACUUUUAAUUUGUGAAUUCUUCUCCAUGUAAUCCUUGAACUGUUGAUUCUGUAUGGACGCAUGGCAUGGCGUAACUAAUUUAAGUGUCUUUUUGUAAAUAAAGUUUGCAUUAACUAUA